Tricharina praecox is the source of this 986-nucleotide messenger RNA. RefSeq names its product Golgi apparatus membrane protein TVP15. Gene Ontology annotation, cellular component: Golgi membrane. The coding region runs from base 165 to 557 and encodes 130 amino acids. The record is from RefSeq and is a predicted model, not a curated record. NCBI's taxonomy places the organism in Eukaryota, Fungi, Ascomycota, Pezizomycetes, Pezizales, Pyronemataceae. Gene Ontology annotation, biological process: vesicle-mediated transport. The transcript is spliced from 5 exons.
GUUACUACAUAGAAGUGAUUUACCCGGCCCGGACACCACCAGCCUCCUCCUCACUGCCGCCGCAACUUAAAUCAAUCGUAAGUCCGGGCAUCAUUCAACGAAACAAAUCUAUCACCCAACCGACUUGAGCUUCAUCGCACGUACAACGCAACACAACAGCAGCGAUGGAUAACCUCUCUAACAUCUUCCGCAUCGUCAACAUGGGCGUGGGCGUGAUUAUGGUUCUCGGCGGUAUCAGCCAGUUCUUCCCCAUCUCUUUACAGAGCGUCAUAGUCGGCUGCUACGUUAUGCUCUUCGGCGUUGGAACCGCCCUCCUCGAGAUCCAGGUCCCGCCAACACAAGUCUCCCGCUACGCUUCAUUUAUGUUUUCGUUCCUCGGCCGCGGAAUUUUCUACAUUUUCAUCGGCUCGAUCCUGAUCCACGAUGGAUGGUUGCGUGUGAUUGCCGGCUCGAUCAUUGGGCUCGUCGGUGUUGCCUACGCGGCAUUGGAAUUCGUGCCCUCCAUCGAGCCGCCACAGAGCAUGCGCGAUUCGCAGUGGGACGGUGAGCAGGUUUAAGCUCGCUAGGUAGUGGCCAGUAGUUGCGGCAGAAGUUACGUUUUGGUGGGCGCGGAUGUGUUUGUGUGUGUGUGUGGGGCGGAGUUAAUGCUUAUGCGUAACGUUGAUGGCAUAUGUUGCUCUUUUUUUCCUUUUCUUAUUGGGGCGCGAAGGGCUUAGGGGAGGCGAGGCGAGCGGAGGGGAUGGGGGUGGCAUCUGUAUUGAUACCGAGUGAUGUCGACUUUAGGUGAAGUGGGAAUAAGUGGAUAAUUGAGUGCAUCGGAUACAUAGCCGCGCGGCGGGGAGGUGCUGGCGGAUGGGACGAAGAUUAAGCAAGUGACCGAUGGUGUCGGCGUGAAGAUGGACCGUGUCUACGUAAAGCCUGCAUAUAAUGGCAGCCUCAAAGCGAAGUACCCACAUGAGAGGGUGGGAACCAAAGUGAUAGCUUCG